GAAGGAUAAAGAUAUGGUUAUGAAAGUAGAAGAGAAACUGGAUACUGUCAUGGAUCAGCUUCUUCAUACUGACCAUCUGAAAGAGAUGGAGAAUGCUGAAGAGGAGGAGAGACAGUGGCGUAUGCAUAGGAUGGAAGACGUGACCGAUUUUGAUAAGUCUCAAGCCGACAAAGGUCUCCUCGCCGAAGUCACGACGAUGUCGAACGUGGCCAAAACCCGGCACAACGUCGAGACCGAACUCUUGGGUGCCUUCCACGACCUCGAAGAAGUCCAUGACGAGGUCGAACACGGAGUGGACGAUCUGUUUCGUGAGCUCAAGGACGAAUUCGUGCUGUCGUUCAAACGAACCACACAUCUCAUGAAACUUCCGGGUUUGGAAGAGAAAGAACGUCGACGUCGCAUUCAGGAAAUCGAGAACUUCGUGAAUGAAGGCAAGAGCGACCCGCUAAAAGAAAGGGCAAUGGAUACUAAGGAUACGAUGCAUGAUGAACUCACUCGAACGUUUGCCACCGUGCAACUGGCAGAAGCAGAAAAAGACGAAACAACUCGGGCUGACGCUGAGGUUAGGAUGGGGGGAGCUCUAGAAGAACUGCUUCACUCUCGGAACAGCAAGAUGGCUGACGACGCAUGCGCAAAGGAACGGAGGCGACGAAUCAAAGAAGAGGAGAUGGAGUUUCGAUCAAGUAGUGUGGACCCAGACAAAGAGCGCAUGCGUGAUGCUGUCAAACUAGUUCAGGAACAAAUGCUGAUCAAGAAAUUUCAUGGCAGGAAAAAGGAGCCACAAUCAAAAAAGCCAACGGAAACUUUUUCAAAGGAGGAAUGUUUAAAUGACAAGAAACUACGACAGAUGAGAAUGAAAGCCCGCAGACAAUUAUCUAUUCAAGGGGAUUUGGAUAUGUAGCAGAAACCUGAUCUAACAUCAAGAGAUUAUUCCAACGCUUCAAAAUACAUCACAACACAGCCUCCGAGAGCAUAAUUUUAAUCCUUGAAUUCACCUACCAUCUUGGAAUCAAGAUAUAUUUUGUUUUAUUUAAUCAUUUUAACGACUACACUGUAUAAUAACGUGUAAUAAGUACUAAACCGCUUGGCAAUAUAACAAAAAAGGGGAACAAGAAUGUUAAACACAUGAAUAAAUGCAAUUACCUUUAUUUGAAUGUUCCCUUUUUCAUGUCCUCAUGUAACCUGCUGGCAUUAUUAUGGCUUAGAAUUUCAAGAUAAAA
This is a messenger RNA of Strongylocentrotus purpuratus (purple sea urchin), 1220 nucleotides long. RefSeq lists its product as uncharacterized. The record is from RefSeq and is a predicted model, not a curated record. Lineage: Eukaryota; Metazoa; Echinodermata; Echinoidea; Camarodonta; Strongylocentrotidae. The transcript has 7 exons. Bases 14 to 901 code for a protein of 295 amino acids.